Messenger RNA from Cervus elaphus (red deer), 2918 nucleotides. RefSeq names its product liprin-alpha-4-like. Gene Ontology annotation, molecular function: protein binding. The record is from RefSeq and is a predicted model, not a curated record. Gene Ontology annotation, biological process: synapse organization. Lineage: Eukaryota; Metazoa; Chordata; Mammalia; Artiodactyla; Cervidae. Gene Ontology annotation, cellular component: presynaptic active zone.
GCAGCCAUGAGGUUCCCUACCGUCACAGCUCACAGUAAGGAGUUGGCCACAUCUCAACAACUAAAGGCAUGCAGGGAGCAGCUUCUUACAAGAGAAGCGGAAAUCGCGGAGCUGAAAGCCGAAAGGAACAACACCAGGCUGCUGCUGGAACACCUGGAGAUCCUGGUUUCCCGGUAUGUGCCGUCCCUCGGGAUGACGGCGGGCCCGCAGCAGGCGCAGUCCCCAGCCAGCAUGACCAGCGAGGUGGAGCUGCUCAGGGCGCUGAGAUUGCUCUUUGAGCACCACAAGGCCCUGGACGAGAAGUUGAGAGAGCAACUGCGACACGCUCUCGAAAGGUGUAGUUCCUUAGAAGAGGAAUUAAGGACCGCACACAAACAGGUGCAGAGCCAGAGGGAGCAGGACUGGGAGUCCGCGCAGCAGGCCAGCGUGGAGGCAACCGUUGCCCAGGCCUUCGAGAGUGACGAGGAUGUGUCUGACGGCAAGGGCGACGGAGUCACCCUCCUCAGCUCGGCCGAUCAGCUGCCGCCCAGUGGGCAGGCCGAUGCCGACUCUCCGCCUGUGAUGCUUCAUGAGCAGCUGGAUGCCAUCAGUGAAGAGAUCUGGUGGGAGGAGAAGGAGAGCGCGGAGCAGCGGGCCAAGGAGACUGAGAGCAGGGCGGGCGGGGCGCGCUUAGGCAGCCUUCGGCGUUUUAAGUCACUGAGCUCCCUCAACCUGUGUCCUGCCUCCUCACUUGCCGGCUCCUGCCCGCCCAGCAGGGGGCGCUCCCCACCCCGAGGGAGGCAGCACAGCCCGGAACUCCAGGGAGACUGGCUGGACGUCCUGACUCCGGUGCAGAGCCAGAGGGAGCAGGACUGGGAGUCCGCGCAGCAGGCCAGCGUGGAGGCAACCGUUGCCCAGGCCUUCGAGAGUGACGAGGAUGUGUCUGACGGCAAGGGCGACGGAGUCACCCUCCUCAGCUCGGCCGAUCAGCUGCCGCCCAGUGGGCAGGCCGAUGCCGACUCUCCGCCUGUGAUGCUUCAUGAGCAGCUGGAUGCCAUCAGUGAAGAGAUCCGGUGGAUCCGGGAGGAGAAGGAGAGCACGGAGCACCGGGCCGAGGAGCCUGAGAGCAGGGCGGGCUGGGCGUGCUUAGGCAGCCUUUGGUGUUUUAAGUCCCUGAGCUCCGACAACCUGUGUCCUGCCUCCUCACUUGCCGGCUCCUGCCCGCCCAGCAGGGAGCGCUCCCCGCCCCGAAGGAGGCAGCACAGCCCGGAGCUCCAGGGAGACCGGCUGGGCUUCAUGACUCUGCCUAGUGAGUUAAGGAAGCAUCGUCGAAAGCUGCCAGCUUUAAUGGAAGAGGUAGAAGAUGACGAGACCACCAUCAAAGGUGAAACCUCGAGCCCUGCCUCGCCACGGUCCCUUCGGCUGGACCGGCUGCACACGGGGGCGCUGCGCGCGGCCGGCCCCGAGGACGUCAGGGACGCCCGCAACUCGACCGGCUCUCAGGACAGCCCCGGGGGCAACCCCAGCAGCAGCACCAUCAGCCAGGACUCGCUGCAGAAAGCUGCGAAGAAGAAGGGCAUCAGGUCCUGCAUCGGCCGCUUGUUUGGCAAGAAGUAAAAGGGCCGGCCUGGACUCCCGCGGGGCGCCAAGGUCACGUUCUCUGCCGCUGAGGGCUCUCCAGGGCCGACCUCCGCAGACCCACCGACCCUCCACUCCCAGGGCGUGGCCUCCGUGCCCCCUCGGGACCAGGCCGGCCUGUACUCACCCCGAAGCUCAGCAAGACUGCCAGCUUUAUGGGAAGAGGUACGAGAUGACAAGACCACCAUCAAAUGUGAAGCCUCGACCCCCACCUCGCUGCGGUCCCUUCGGCUGGACCGGCUGCAGACAGGAUGCUGUACACGGCCAGCCACACGGACGUCAGGGACGCCUGCAAUCCCAGGGAGAGCACUGCGGGCGCAGCAGGUGCUGGACGUGCUCCGUGAGGAGUGGAGGCCGAGGCCGCCGGGACCGCCCGAGUCCCUGUGGGUCACGCGGUGUCCUGGGCGUGCGGGGACACCCUCGGGCCUCACGCCUCCCCGUGGGACUCGGCCCCGGCUCCAGGCUCUGAGCCGCGCAGCGCUGCAGGGCUGGGGCCCGGUGCUGGUGAAGGGGAGCCCUGCGAACCCUCGUAGGAGGUGCUGGGCUGUGCGGACGCUGCUCCAGGUAGCCUGGAGACAAGGCUUGCGUUUUGCACAAUGGGAGGGGCCGGCUGCUGUGGUCUGGCGGGAGCUCUGGGUCGGGAUGCCGGCCUGGUAUGUGGCUGCUUGCCCAGCCAGCGUGAAGAGCGCCGCCAUCAUGUCCGCCCUGUCGGGCGCAGGGAUCCAGCGUGAGAUCGGCAUCAGCACGCUGCGCCAGCUGAAGCUGCGGCUGGCGAUCCGGGAGAUCACGUCCCUGAGCAGCCCCUCCGCCCCUCCCACGUCCAGAACCACCUCAGGAAACGUCUGGUGAGCACAGGAGAUGGAGAUACUCACGGCCAUGCCGCCAACCGAGGAUGAGGAGGGAAGCUGGGCUCAGACCCUCGCAUACAGGGACGUGAGCCUCGAGCGGAUCGGCACCGAGUGACUGCCCAGCCUGGGCCUCCGGCAGCACCGCAGCUACGUCAUGGAGUGCCUUGUGGACACGCGGAUGCUGGACCACUUGACCAAGAAAGACCUUUGCGGACAGCUGAAAAUGGUUGAUAGUUUUCACAGAAACAGUUUGCAGUGUGGAAUUGUGUGCCUGUGAAGGUUGAAUUAUGACCGAAAAGAACUGGAAAGGAAAAGAGAAGAAAGCCAGAAUGAACUAGCACAGAAUGAAAGGCUAGUACAGUCCUGUUUCUUGGUUCCCAGUGUAUAAGCCGCCUCAGAGGUUUCCUGUUGGAAAGAAAAACUCAGGAAAUGCUUUCCGAGGAGAAAUCACAC